This is a messenger RNA of Oncorhynchus mykiss (rainbow trout), 2043 nucleotides long. The record is from RefSeq and is a predicted model, not a curated record. Lineage: Eukaryota; Metazoa; Chordata; Actinopteri; Salmoniformes; Salmonidae.
AGAAGAAGAAGAAUCUGCUCUUUUUACUGUGGCACUUUUUUGUCAUGGCAGCUACCAGCUGGGAAGACUCCGUCAAAAGUCUGAAAGGUGUGAUUUUAGACAUGUGCGGCGUGUUAUAUGAUGCCGGAGAAGACGGCGGCACACCAAUUCCAGGCUCCGUAGAAGCGGUGAAAAGGCUAAAGGCCUCGGACCUGCAGGUGCGUUUCUGUACCAACGAGACCCAGGCCACACGGGAGGUGUUUGUAGCCAAGCUGCAGAGGAUGGGCUUUGAUAUCUGUGUGUCUGAGGUGUUCUCUCCAGCCCCGGCUGCCGUGGCUGUCCUGAAGGAGAGGGGGUUACGACCCCACUUGCUGGUCUAUGAUGGUGUUGUCCCUGAGUUUGACAGUGUUGAAAAGGCCAACCCAAACUGUGUUGUCAUAGGAGACGCAGCAGAGAAGUUCUCCUACCAGAACCUCAACGAUGCCUUCAGAGUUCUCAUAGGGCUGGAGAAACCAGUACUGUUCUCUCUGGGCAGAGGGAAGUACUACAAAGAGGAUGAAGGCCUGAACCUGGAUGUUGGGGUUUACAUGAAGGCAUUGGAGUAUGCCUGUGAUGUAGAAGCUGAGGUCAUCGGGAAGCCAGACCCCAUGUUCUUUCAGAAAGUUCUAGAUGACAUGGGGGUUCAGUCACACCAGACUCUGAUGAUUGGUGACGAUCUGGUGAAUGAUGUGGGCGGGGCCCAACACUGUGGAAUGAAGGGGGUCCAAGUGAGGACAGGAAAAUACAGGCCCAGUGAUGAGAAGCACCCCACAGUAACAGCUGAUGGCUAUGUGGACAACCUUGCGGAGGCUGUGGAAACCAUCCUGAAGCUCCGGGGCCAGUGAGGAGAGGACCAGAAAGAACCACCUUCACCACCACAAUACACCACACACACACAGUGAUUACUCUAGUACGAUCUGACAACAGGGAGAAACCCACUAACAUAGAGAGCCAUGGAGAGAUAGAGCCAUGUUGGAGACAAGAUGGAGGAACACAGUAUUGGAGGAGAUAGAGCCAUGUUGGAGCCAAGAUGGAGGAGAUAUAACUUAAUAACCUCAUGGUCAGAGGGCAGCUAGUUAGGUAAGUUAAUAACCUCUUGGUCAGGGGGCAGCUAGUUAGGUAAGUUAAUAACCUCAUGGUCAGAGGGCAGCUAGUUAGGUAAGUUAAUAACCUCAUGGUCAGAGGGUAACUAGUUAGGUAAGUUAAUAACCUCAUGGUCAGAGGGCAGCUAGUUAGGUAAGUUAAUAACCUCAUGGUCAGAGGGCAACUAGUUAGGUAAGUUAAUAACCUCAUGGUCAGAGGGCAGCUAGUUAGGUAAGUUAAUAACCUCAUGUUUACCUGAAGGUGCCUAAAGCCAGUAGCCUCUUUACACACUGAGGAUGGACUGGGUCUAGUGGACUGGAUGGAGAUGGACUGGGUCUAGUGGACUGGAUGGAGAUGGACUGGGUCUAGUGGACUGGGUCUAGUAUUGGGCUGUGUCCAUGUGAUAGUACUGUGGAGAUGGACUGGGUCUAGUAGUGGGCUGUGUCCAUGUGAUAGUACUGUGGAGAUGGACUGGGUCUAGUGGACUGGAUGGAGAUGGACUGGGUCUAGUGGACUGGAUGGAGAUGGACUGGGUCUAGUGGACUGGGUCUAGUAGUGGGCUGUGUCCAUGUGAUAGUACUGUGGAGAUGGACUGGGUCUAGUAGUGGGCUGUGUCCAUGUGAUAGUACUGUGGAGAUGGACUGGGUCUAGUGGACUGGAUGGAGAUGGACUGGGUCUAGUGGACUGGAUGGAGAUGGACUGGAUCUAGUGGACUGGGUCUAGUAGUGGGCUGUGUCCAUGUGAUAGUACUGUGGAGAUGGACUGGGUCUAGUAGUGGGCUGUGUCCAUGUGAUAGUACUGUGGAGAUGGACUGGGUCUAGUAGUGGGCUGUGUCCAUGUGAUAGUACUGUGGAUUUAGCUGACUAAGUUAAUGUUUUGGAUAAAAAAAAAUAUAUACUUAUUUUCCACCAUAAUUUACAAAUAAAUUCAUUUAAAAUCCUA